Messenger RNA from Coffea arabica (coffee), 4617 nucleotides. Its product is annotated as DNA repair protein RAD50. Gene Ontology annotation, molecular function: single-stranded telomeric DNA binding; ATP hydrolysis activity; double-stranded telomeric DNA binding. Gene Ontology annotation, cellular component: condensed nuclear chromosome; Mre11 complex; nucleus. The record is from RefSeq and is a predicted model, not a curated record. Gene Ontology annotation, biological process: telomere maintenance via telomerase; double-strand break repair; telomere maintenance via recombination. NCBI's taxonomy places the organism in Eukaryota, Viridiplantae, Streptophyta, Magnoliopsida, Gentianales, Rubiaceae.
AUGAGUACGGUGGAUAAAAUGCUGAUAAAGGGUAUCCGUAGCUUCGACCCGGAAAACAAGAACGUCAUCACCUUCUUCAGGCCCUUAACCCUCAUCGUCGGCCCCAACGGAGCUGGCAAAACUACUAUAAUUGAGUCCUUGAAGGUUGCUUGCACUGGUGAAUUGCCUCCCAAUGCUCGCUCCGGUCAGAGCUUCAUUCAUGACCCAAAGGUAGCUGGGGAGACAGAGACAAAAGGGCAGAUAAAGUUGAGGUUUAAGACUGCAGCUCGAAAGGAUGUGGUUUGUAUAAGGUCGUUUCAGCUGACCCAAAAGGCCACCAAGAUGGAAUAUAAAGCUCUUGAGAGUGUGCUGCAAACAAUCAACCCCCAUACUGGAGAGAAAGUUUGCCUAAGCUAUCGAUGUGCUGACAUGGAUCGGGAAAUUCCUGCUCUAAUGGGUGUCUCAAAGGCUAUUCUUGAAAAUGUUAUAUUUGUGCACCAAGAUGAGGCUAACUGGCCGCUGCAAGAUCCUUCUACACUAAAAAAGAAAUUUGAUGACAUCUUCUCUGCAACAAGAUACACAAAGGCCUUGGAGGUUAUUAAGAAGCUUCAUAAGGAUCAAGCACAAGAGAUAAAGCAGUAUAGGCUGAAGUUGGAGAAUCUUCAAACAUUGAAGGAUGCUGCUUACAAGCUACGGGAAAGCAUUGCUUCUGAUCAAGAUAGGACCGAGGCGUUAAAAAGUCAAAUGCAGGAGUUGGAAAAUGAUAUUCAGCAUCUGGAUAAUAAUAUCCAUAAUACUGAAGUAACAUUGAAGGACCUAAGGAAGUUGCAGGAACGAAUAGCCACAAAAACUGCUGAAAGAAGCAUUUUGUUCAAGGAACAGGAGAGACAGUAUGCAGCUCUUACCGAAGAGAAUGAGGACACUGAUGAAGAACUGAUGGAAUGGAAAAGCAAGUUUGAGGAAAGGAUUGCAAUCUUGGAGACCAAAAUUAGCAAGUUAAAUAGGGAAAUGAAUGACACAGAGACCAAGAUUUCUUAUCUUAAGGAGACAAUGGAUGACUAUGUACGAGAGACUAGCAAGCUGCAAACUGAGGCUGAAGUGCAUCAAAACUUGAAGAAUGAUAGAGAACUGAAAAUCAAGAGGCUUUUUGAAAGGAAUAAUCUUGGAGUUGUCCCUAACAGCCCAUUUUCUGAUGAAGUAGCUUUGAACCUCAUAAACCGAGUGCAGUCGAGGUUAAAGGACCUGGACAAUGAUUUAGAUGAUAAAAAGAAAUCAAACGAGAGAGAACUUGAAGCGGCGUUCGGUCAAUACAUGCAUGCAAAUGACUGUUGGAAGGAUGUUGAUGCUCAAAAACAGGCUAAAUUGGAGAUUAAGCGUGGCAUUUUGAAGCGCAUUGAAGAGCAGGAGAAUGAGCGGGAUUCAUUUGAGCGGCAGAUUUCUAAUGUUAAUCUAUCUCACAUGGAUGAAAGAGAGAAGAACAUGCGUAUUGAGAUGGAGAGGAAGACAAAACACCUUGCUGAAAGAGAAUUUGAAUCAAGUAUACAGAAAAAGCAGAGUGAGAUACAUAGUUUGGAGCCAAAAAUCAAAGCUCUUAAUAGGGAAAAGGACAUCAUGGUUGCUGAUUCUGAAGACCGAGUUAAACUUUCCAUUAGGAAGGCAGAGUUGGAAAAUCUCAAAAAGAAGCUUAAAAAGAUAAUGGACGAGCACAAGGACAAAAUUAGAGGAGUACUGAAAGGAAGGGUUCCUGCAGAUAAGGAUUUGAAGCAGGAAAUAGCUAAGGUGCAAAGAGCUUCCCAAGCAGAAUUUGAUGACUUGAACUCAAAAGCCCGUGAAGCUGAGAAGGAAGUGAAUUUGUUGCAGUUGAAAAUACAAGAAGUUAACAUUAACCUAUCCAAACUACAUAAGGAUAUGGAUUCAAGGAGGAGAUUCAUUGAGUCGAAACUCCACUCAUUGGACCAGCAGUCUGUUAGUAUUGACUCUUAUCCUAAAGCUUUGGAUUCUUCCAAGGAGAAAAGAGAUGUCCAAAAAAGCAAAUAUAAUAUAGCGGAUGGUAUGAGGCAAAUGUUUGAUCCAUUUGAGAGAGUUGCUCGUGCUCAUCAUAUUUGCCCUUGCUGUGAGCGUCCAUUCUCUGCUGAAGAAGAAGAUGAAUUUGUUAAAAAGCAAAGAGUGAAAGCUGCAAGCUCCGCAGAGCACAUGAAAUUGUUGGCUGUGGAAUCUUCAGAUACUGAUUCUCAAUUUCAGCAGUUGGACAAACUUCGCAUGGUCUAUGAAGAGUAUACCAAAAUUGGCCAGGAAUCAAUUCCUCUUGCUGAGAAGAGUCUCAGUGAGCUGAAUGAAGAUUUGGACAGAAAGAAUCAAGCUCUUGAUGAUAUCUUAGGUGUUCUAGCACAAGUAAAAUCGGAGAAGGGCUCAGUUGAUGCCUUGAUACAACCUGUAGAAACAGCUGACAGGCUCUUCCAAGAAAUACAGACCUUGCAGGAGCAGGUUGAUGAUUUGGAAGACAAGCUUGAUUUUCGAGGGCAAGGUGGCAAAACUAUGGAGGACAUCCAAAGGGAGUUGGACUCUUUGCAACAGACCAAGGAUAGUUUGCAUAAUGAUGUGGAAAAACUGAGAGAAGAACAGAGGUACACAGAAAUGGAUAUAUCAAGUAUCCAGAUGAGGUGGCAUUCUCUAAGGGAAGAGAAGCUCAGAGCAACUAAUACAUUGAAUGAGCUUAGGAAGGUUGAGGAGGAGUUAGAUCGUUUGGCAGAGCAAAAAAAUCAGGCUGAGCUUGAUGAGAAGCAUUUGGCAGAAGCUGCCAGUCAAUUAGAGAAGGAGAAAGAAGCAUUUUUGAGGCAUCAUAAUGUUUUGAAAGCCAAACUUAAUUGCGAAUACGAGGAACAGGCAAAACUCAAAGCAAACUACCAACAGGAGGCUGUUAAACUUCUUGAAAUUACAGACGAGAUAAAGAAGUAUCAUGCUUUAAAAAAAGGAGAGAGAUUGAAGGAGGUGCAGGAAAAGCAUAGUCAAUCAGAAUCUCAAUUUCGUAGUUUUGAAGCAAGAAAAGAGGAGAUUUCUGUUGAACUGAACAAAAUUAAAGAUUUGAUGCGCAACCAAGAUAAUGUAAGACGUGGCAUUGAGGAUAACUUGAACUAUAGAAAAAUAAAAGCUGAAGUGGAUGGGCUUGCCCGUGAAAUUGAAUUAUUGGAAGAAGAGAUACUGAAAGUCGGUGGGGCUUCUGCAGUUGAGGCUGAGCUUGCAAAGCUCUCUAAAGAAAGGGAGGGACUUCUGUCAGAGUUAAACAGAUGCCGUGGCACCAUGUCUGUCUAUAGAAGCAAUAUUUCGACAAAUCAGAUUGAUCUUAAACAGGCACAGUACAAGGACAUUGAUAAACGCUAUUUUGAUCAGCUAAUUCAGCUCAAGACAACUGAGAUGGCAAAUAAGGAUCUUGACAGAUAUUACAAUGCACUUGAUAAAGCACUGAUGCGCUUCCACACAAUGAAAAUGGAAGAAAUAAACAAGAUUGUAAGAGAACUGUGGCAACAGACUUACAGGGGACAGGACAUUGAUUACAUAAGCAUUCAUUCAGAUUCUGAAGGAGGUGGUACUAGAUCAUACAGCUAUAAGGUUUUGAUGCAAACUGGUGAUGCGGAGCUAGAAAUGAGAGGAAGGUGCAGUGCUGGUCAAAAGGUCCUUGCCUCACUUAUUAUUCGGUUAGCACUAGCUGAAACAUUUUGCCUCAAUUGUGGAAUACUAGCACUUGAUGAACCAACGACAAACCUAGAUGCCCCUAAUAGUGAGAGUCUUGCCGCAGCUCUUCUUAGAAUUAUGGAGGACAGGAAAGGACAGGAAAAUUUUCAACUAAUUGUUAUUACUCAUGAUGAGCGGUUUGCUCAACUUAUUGGUCAACGCCAGCAUGCAGAAAAAUACUAUCGUAUAAGCAAAGAUGACCAUCAGCAUAGCAUUAUUGAAGCUCAAGAGAUAUUUGAUUGAUCCCGCAUUUAUCCUCGCAAAGGUGGUGAUGCGUUAGAGAAGGUGUCAAAUCCAUCUGUGUUUAAUGGUAUCAGAAUAUUGCUCCGAUUUGCGUUAUGACAUGCCACCUUUUUCAGAUAAUGCCUUGAUAAAAAUAUCUGUCCAUGGUCAGCCUGUUGAUUAACCAGCGCUUGUAUUUGUCUGUUGUUUUUUCAUCAGAAACUGAUUUAGAUGUCAGGGGUUUAAAUUCCCAAGCAUUUUUGCUACAGCGUAUUCCUGGAAUUAAGAACGAACUCGGAGCAGAUAACAGUUUUUGGGCCUUAGUAGAAGUUGAAGCCCCAGGAGAAUAAGCCCCACAAAAAAAAAAAAAGUGUGCAGAUAUUACUGCACCUGUUUUUGGUCGAGAAAACUCUGAAACAGGAAUACCACUUUGCCAUGCUAUACCUUGAUCGGAGGGAAAAAUUCUGUGAUGAGAAUUCUGCAGAAGCUUGGGCUACAAAACUUUGUAUUACACUGCCAAAAAGCCUUUCUGGGAUGGUGUUUGUGCAGAUUUCUAGUGAAGAGAACUGCAAAAGCUGAGGUUCUUUAGCAGUAGUUGUUGAUAUGAUUUUGUGUUUCUGUUUACCAGAAGUGUCAACUUGAUGGCCACUAAUGAUAUGGAGUAGCUAAACGUUGGACGUUUAUUAA